This is a messenger RNA of Emericellopsis atlantica, 1151 nucleotides long. RefSeq names its product carbon-nitrogen hydrolase. Gene Ontology annotation, molecular function: hydrolase activity, acting on carbon-nitrogen (but not peptide) bonds, in linear amides. The record is from RefSeq and is a predicted model, not a curated record. Bases 160 to 1044 code for a protein of 294 amino acids. The transcript has 4 exons. Lineage: Eukaryota; Fungi; Ascomycota; Sordariomycetes; Hypocreales; Bionectriaceae.
ACGUACCGGCCUUCACAUAUUACCAGGUAUGGACUACCCGUCAUCGCCCUACGACAACUCACAUUUUAGCAUCUUGCCAGCUCCUCUUGUAAAACACGACAGAUACUGCGUCUGCGGACUCACACACACAUAUAUUAACCAGCUGUACUGGGAUGAGCCAUGGCGAUUGCGGCCAUCGGACAACUCUGCUCCACGAGCUCUCUCAAGGGCAACCUUGAUCAAUGUGUCAAGCUUGCCACCAAAGCCGCCCAAGGAGGUGCCAAAAUCCUCUUCCUCCCCGAGGCGUCUGACUACAUCGCCUCCAACGCGCAGGAGUCCCUCGCCCUGGCCGUACCGCAGACCACGUCACCUUUCGUCGCCGGUCUGCGCGACGCAGCCAAGCAGCACGGCCUCGCCAUUCACGUCGGGAUCCACGCCCCGUCCCCUUCUAUCCAGGACAAGCUCGUCAACCGCGCGCUGUACAUCCGGGAGGAUGGCAGCAUCAACGACGCAGCGACCUAUGACAAGCUCCACGUGUUCGACUACGGGUCGCUCCGAGAGAGUGCCACCGUGCAGCCCGGGACGGCGCUCACGCGGCCCUUUGCUUCCCCCGUCGGCAGGAUAGGCAGCCUCAUCUGCUUCGACCUUCGCUUCCCCGAGGCCAGCACGGCACUCACGCAGCCGGGGCCCUCGAGUCCGUGGCGGAAUGCCCCCGCGCAGGUCCUCACCUUUCCGAGCGCGUUCACCCUGCGGACGGGCGAGGCGCACUGGGAGGCGCUGCUGCGCGCGAGGGCGAUCGAGACGCAGAGCUGGGUGGUCGCCUCGGCGCAGGUGGGACAGCACAAUGACAAGAGGGCGAGCUACGGCAAGAGCAUCGUCGUUGAUCCGUGGGGCAAGGUCAUGGUGCGACUGGGCGGCGUCAAGGAUGCUGAGGGUGGUAAUGGCGAGGCAGAGGACGGAGCGGUUGGGGCCAUUGGGUUUAUGGACAUUGGCAUUGACGAGGUUGAGCGCGUGAGGAGGGAGAUGCCCUUGCAAAGGAGACAGGAUGUUUACCCAGAGCUAUGACGAGGGGAAUUUCGCCAAACUACGAGCUCUUCGAUAUUGGUACUAUUGCAAACUCGCAGAUACAAGGACACACCAGGUUGGUCUGUCAACAACACUUGAUCACAUGA